Urocitellus parryii (Arctic ground squirrel) is the source of this 2456-nucleotide messenger RNA. RefSeq names its product chromosome 1 C1orf35 homolog (gene C1H1orf35). The record is from RefSeq and is a predicted model, not a curated record. NCBI's taxonomy places the organism in Eukaryota, Metazoa, Chordata, Mammalia, Rodentia, Sciuridae.
AAUUCAGGCUCAGUGAACGACGCAGUGGGCAGGCGCGCGUGGCCGAGUGGGCGUGGCGAUUCCGCAAACUGGGACGAGAUUGGUGGUAGGGCGAAGUGGAGGCGGCCCGGUGAUGCAUUGCGCAGGCGCAUGCGGCGGCCGGGGCGUGACGUCACGGCGCGCGUCGGGAUCGGCAGAGUAGUCCGGUCUUGUGUUCCUCGCUCGCUGGUGGCCCUGUGGUUGCCCCGCCGCCAGGCACCAUGUUCGGCUCCAGCCGUGGCGGCGUACGCGGCGGACAGGAUCAGUUCAACUGGGAGGACGUGAAGACCGACAAGCAGAGGGAGAACUACUUGGGCAACUCGCUGAUGGCGCCCGUGGGCCGCUGGCAGAAGGGCCGCGACCUCACCUGGUACGCCAAGGAUCGUGCACCGCGCGAAGGACCGAGCCGUGAGGAGGAGCUGGCGGCCGUGCGGGAGGCGGAGCGCGAGGCGUUGCUCGCCGCCCUUGGCUACAAGAACGUGAGGAAACAGCCCACAGGCCUGAGCAAGGAGGACUUUGUGGAGAUCUGCAAGCGGGAGGGAGGCGACCCCGAGGAGAAGGGUGUGGACCGGCUGCUGGGGCUGGGCAGCGCCAGUGGUUCCGCCGGCCGCGUGGCACUGUCCCGGGAGGACAAGGAGGCUGCCAAACUGGGGCUGUCGGUGUUCACGCAUCACCGCGUGGACAGCAGCAGCCCGGGCACCUGUCCAGCUUCCAGGAGGAGGCCACGCACGGAGGAGGAGGCUGAGCCGAGCACUGAGAGCCACAAGAAAAGCAAGAAGGAGAAGAAGAAAAAGAAAAAGAAAAAACAUAAGAAACAGAAGAUGAAGAAAGACAAGGAGUCCAAGAAAGAGGCUGAUGCCUCUUCCUCAUCCCCUUCUCCUGUUCGAUUUGGGCGCCAGAGGCAUGAUUCUGACUCCUCUUCCCCUUGCUGCAAGAGGAGGAAGCGGGGACAUAGCAGGGACAGUGAAAGGAGCCCAUCCUACAGACGUCAGGACCGAGGCUCUGAUGCUUGAGACUGCAGCUGGGUCAAUGGAGGCCAGAGCCUUGGACCCUGCCCACCACUGUACCUUGUGGGGCAUGAGAGGACGACUGGACCCUAUGUGUUCUGGGUGCCAGCUCGCUCCUCCCACCCUGUUGGCCCUUUGGACCACCCAGGGAAAGGCCUCCUGUCUGGGUUGAGGCAAAGGCUGUGUACUGUGCCUGCCAGGCCAUAUGAGCUGGCUGGCCAACUCGAGAGGAACCUGCUUUGUGGAGACCCUCCAGAUUCCUGUGAAGGGAGUCCAUAGAACCCAACGGGUUCUGGGACAACCAUCCCUGGUCUUGCCUGCUGCCAGACAAGAUCUGCACCUGCCUAAGAGCCUCUUGCAGAGACUAGACUCCUGUGUAGCCAUCCAGGCCCAUCAGAGGCUUAGUUAAAACCAAGUGUGGUUAUCUAUUCCUUUUUGUAUGGACUCACUCUUUGUAUUUUAAUAAAUACCUUAAAACACGAGUGUGUCAUCAAGAAUGAAAGGAUAGUGUGGAGUUUCCUGAAACCCCACUAAAAGGAGACAGUGGCAAUGGCCUUGCAUUCACAGUAUGGUCUUGGCCUAGCAGUAGUGUGGAGCUGCCUGACAGCUGGGUAGCUGAUGACAAGGUCAGGUGGUGGGGAUACCUAGAGCCUCUAGGUACCUCUUCAACCUGCCCAGGGGCUUAGCCUGCCUUGCCAGUGGGGCUAGACUAGUACACUGACCUGGGGCAGAGCCCAGGCUGGAUUUUUUUAAUGAUGCUUAGUUCUGCUGAUUCUAAAAGAAACUUGAAAAUGCUGGGUGUGGCCCAGGACAGAUCCUGAAGCUGUCCUCUAGAGGUCUGGACUCUGACUUGUACACUGCCCUCAGCCCUGCACAUGGAUAGCCUGAGUGGACGCUGCUAUCUCUUAUUCCAGGAAAUGAAGGUGAGUUCCAUCUUCCAGGGCAGCCUCUUCUUGGGGACACUGUCCAGAGGGAGAGUAGACUUGGACCUGCUUGCCAGCUGCUGGGUGCUGAGGUGGCCACGGCAUUUGCUGACUCCUAUUCUGGCUACCUCCUGUGGCACUGAUAAGCUGGAGGAUGCUUUCAUGGUCGAAAUGAGACUUCCAGAAGGCUUUCCCUCUUACGCAUGGUCAGGCCUGACUUGGGGAGCAAAGUACCACCUGUACUUCCUGGCAUGAAAGCGACUCUUUCCUACCUUGCAGGAGACAGAAACAUUGGAGCCCGUGAAAUAGUUAAGAGACUUUAUUCUAAUAGCUAUAAUUACAGUGCUUGUCGAAAUGAAAACUGAAAACAAGUAUACAAAACAGUUGAUUACUAAUUGUGUAUUGAAAGCAUUAAGAGGUUCCACGACACCAAAUAAACCAGUUCUGAGGUUUCCCCAAGAUAAAUUUAACAGCUCCAGCUUCUUCAGUGUUUAUCAAAAUACAAAAG